GAUUGUCAGCUGUGUUUUUGCGCCCCGCACGUGUUGUACCGCAUAUAAACAAUUUUGAAAUAUGCUGCCCGACAUCGAAAUUAUUGUGGGCACGUACACAGAUUUUCUGCUCGGCUAUCAGCCCGCCGAAAAGCAGGACGACAGUGGUGAGCAAAAAGUGUAUCUGAAGCCGACAUUUGCCGACAAAUCGCACGCCGGCUCCCUCAAAUGCGUCGCUGGCCAGGGACAGUGGAUAGCAAGCGGAGGCAGCGAUGAUCGCAUCUUUAUCUAUGAUAUGCGCACACGGAAGCAAGCACACAUUGUCACCGCUCACGCGGGCACCAUCAACGCCCUGGAAUUCACACCGGACCUGACACAUCUGCUUUCGGGCAGCGCCAAUGGCCUCAUGCUGGCGACACGCGUGGGAAGCUGGACAACGGAGGGGAAUUGGAGCAAGGCGCACGCUGGCAAGGCGGUCACACAUAUUGCCUGCCAUCCCAGCAGCGGCUUGGCGCUCUCACUGGGCGCCGAUCAAGUGCUAAACACGUGGAAUCUGGUCAAGGGACGUGUGGCCUAUAGAACCAAUCUGAAGAGCAAGCGCACGCUGGGCAGCUCACCCGAAUGCCUCUCGUGGUCCACAGAUGGCCAACACUUUACACUUAGUGGGCCGCUGCUCGUGGAGAUCUGGAGCAUUGAAAAGGCGAGCGUGGUGCGCAGCACAAAGACGCCAUCGAAGCCAAUUUGUGUGGCCUGGCUGGAUGAGGAGAACGUCCUGGUGGGGUUGGAGAAUGGCAGUAUAGCCUGGAUAGCAUUGAAUGCAGAGCAAGACGCAGCUCCGAAAAUAAUUGUGGCCCAUGACACACGAGUCAAGGCGAUGGCUCAUUUGAAUGAGACGCUGGUGAGCAUCUCGAGUGCGGGCGAAAUCAAGAUGUGGAGCACUGAGAUUGAAGAGCAGCAGCUGAGCUUAAUUGCUAGCGUAAAUAUCGAGUGUCGUCCCACCUGCUUAGCUCUGCUUGAUCUCAAGCAGUUUGGCAAAAAGGUCGCAGCUGUAAAGCCACUGCAGCAAGCUAAGCAAGUCUCCGAGGAGGUUGAUGAGGAGCAGGACGAAGAAGAGGAGGAGGAUGAGGAUAUUGCUUUAAUGAAGCCGCGCAGCUUUGUGUCCAUUGAGUACGAUCAGGAUGCCAAAGCAAAGCCCAAGUCCAAAACCAAGCCCGAGAGUGAAUCAUCCAACAGCAGCAGCGAAGAUAGCGACGAUGGUGGCGCCAAGCAGAAAAAGAAGGCAGCGACACCAAAGGGCAAAGCCAACAACAGCAAAAACAAAAAUAAGCCAGACUACCAACAGUCCUCCAGCGAGAGUGAGAAUGAAAGUGACAGCGAUGACAUCGAUUUUGGCAGCAGCAGCGAGGAGGAGCAACGACGCCCCAAGAAAGCGCCCAACAAACGACAGUCGAACACCAAUCACAAGCAGCGCGCUAAGCAAACAAAAAAGAAAUAAACCAUCCUCCCACUCUGUUUAAUUCAUUUUACUAUCUUUUUGUUUGUCAAUAAAUAAGAAUUGUUUCUUUUCUAAUUAGAAA
Messenger RNA from Drosophila albomicans, 1556 nucleotides. Its product is annotated as p21-activated protein kinase-interacting protein 1-like. Gene Ontology annotation, molecular function: protein binding. The coding region runs from base 62 to 1474 and encodes 470 amino acids. Lineage: Eukaryota; Metazoa; Arthropoda; Insecta; Diptera; Drosophilidae. The record is from RefSeq and is a predicted model, not a curated record. The transcript has 2 exons.